CUUUUAGGUUUUAUCCAAAUCCUGGUUCCUGACUCACAAGUCUGUUUGAAUUAUAUAUUUGAAGUAGAUCUCUGCACUAAGAUGUCUCACAGGCCCCCUUCUUCAAUCACAAAAGAAUUUAUCUUGAAAUUCAAUCAAACAAGAAAUCCAAAAGAGAAAGAACAAUUGUUGAGCAUAGCUAAAAGGCACAUUCUCAGAUGUCAGAGAAAAUUGGGUCUUAGAACUUUGGGCUAUGGUGAGCAUGUGAACCUUCCUACUGCAUGGACAGAAGUGAUAUAUCUAGCUCAAUGUAAAGGAGAUAUUCAAGAUGAAGCCUUAAGUAUGCUUUAUGCUUCCCUGGACCAUGCUUCCUUGGAUUAUGAACAGCUGCCCGUCUUAUUUUUUGUUGCGGAAUCCAUUUUGUAUAGAUUUUGUUGUGAUGCAUCACAAAAGACAUAUUUAUAUUUAGUUGAAUUAAAACUGUCAAAGAUUGGCUAUUUAGUCUUCUUACGACUUUUUGUAUUUUUCAUCUGCGGUUAUCUAGAAAAAUUUGAACAAAAUUUACUAAGGCUUCAACCCUAUUCACAUGCACUUUCUUUAUCUGGAGCGUCAUAUGGCAAGUACCCAAGCGUCUUUUCAAAUAUACAGUUUAUUCUCAGUGUCAUGAAUAUUAUAUUCAAACAAGAAAUUUCUGGAUUAAGUUUUAAUCCUGAUCAUAAUAAGAAAUUAUAUAACACAGAUUCUGAUAUGAAGCAGUCGGAAUUUAAUCAGAGAGGAUAUAAAGUUAAUCACCUACUCUGGCACUCUGUGGCUGCCUGGUCCUGUGUUCAGAAAAAUAGCCCUCAGUUGAAUAAGGUGCUUAAACACCUCAUCUUUUAUAAAAUACAGUUCCAGAGAAGUUAUUGGUUGGACUCAGCUCUGACUUUGAUGGUCCUUGGUGAUGCUGCAAAAUUAAACAUGACCUGUUUGAAAGCUUUAAUGGACCUAAUGAGAGAUUUCCUUUCCAGUAUUAUAUCUGAUAAGAGCCAAGAAGAAAAUGACAAGGUAGAUGACUUUUCCUGGGCCUGGAAUAUAGUCUACAUGUAUAUAACAGUUCUUACAGAAAUUUCCUUGUAUGCAGCUACUUCUAAUGUGCGAAAAACUGCUCUUAUUGGUUUCUGUGAUUGUAAAAGUUCACAAAAAAUUACCCUAUCCAUGGAUAAAUCAGAAGAACAGCCAAAAUUAAUGGAAAUGAGUAUUUUAGGUCUUUUGGAUUACUUCUCUUCAAAACUAUCAGAUAAUUGUGAUCAUGUGGUCUGGACUGGAUACUAUGCUUUAGUGCAUAACAUGGUGAAAAUGUUAUGGGAACUUCGGAGAAAUGAGGAACAAGAUGGAUUUAGAAACAAAAUUUGGCGAGUAUUACAACAAAUCAAAGAUCAAGAUCAAUAUGGAGUAGCCCAUAAUGCAAUAAAUAUAGCUCAGGCUGAAGUACAUGGCCCAAUUGAUCCUUUCACUACUUAUAGUAGAAGUAGCUCAUCAAAUGUAGUGGAGGAUACUUUCUGUAAAUACAUAGGGUGGAGAGUUGCCAACACACUUUCCAAACUAUUCUUUCCCUACAUUGGUCCUCAUGUUCUUCAUAUCAACAAAGGAUCAUUAAAGCAGAAGCAGAUGAGGUAUCUGGCCAAGAAGGACUCUAUGAGGAAGAGGACACUUCAUUUUACUCUCAGGGAUCAUUCUUUAGCUGCAGAAUUCCCCUUGUUCUCUUACCCUGAUUUCUUCACCAAGGCUGAUGAAGAGUUGACAAGAAUCAUUGACCAUCAUUGGCAGGAACAGCUAAAGAUCCAAGAGAAAGAAGAUGCAAUAUUUGCAGCCAACAAACAUAAUGAUAAAGAGUUUCAGGAAGCAAAUCACUGGAGGGAAAUUAUGAAAAGAAGAGAAGAGAAACUGCACAAGAAGACCAAGCCCUAUGAGCUCCCUUCAAGGAUUGAAGUAAUUUCCUUAGGAAAAAAAAAACACACAACACUCCUAAAUUGUGAUCUGUAUGCCAGAAAUUCAUUGCAUGAAAGUGAGCAUGAUAGCUGCAUGUUAGGGAGAAUUUGUUCUCAUUAACUGUGAGCCAUUUCUUAGAAAGGAGCUGUUUUCCCGGUGCAAUCUCCUUAACAUUCAUGCUUUUGUGCUAAAUUAACAGUUUUUAAUCACAUUGGGGGUGAAGAGAUUUUUACCAACUUAAUGUUUUUACAAAAAUGGUUAGAUUUCUCCCUAAUUGACUUAUCCUGUGAUCAUACAACAUCCUUAGUGAUUGUGAGUACUGAUGUUCAUUGGACAGUUGAUGGAAGUAAAUUGAAAAUUAUUAAUGAGUCACAUGGAAGAAUUAUUUUCUGAAAAUGGAAUGAAUAUCUACUGACAUCAUGAUAACUACUGUUCAAAUAAAAGAAGUAAAGCA
This is a messenger RNA of Erinaceus europaeus (western European hedgehog), 2401 nucleotides long. RefSeq names its product transmembrane protein 232 (gene TMEM232). NCBI's taxonomy places the organism in Eukaryota, Metazoa, Chordata, Mammalia, Eulipotyphla, Erinaceidae. Bases 82 to 2067 code for a protein of 661 amino acids. The record is from RefSeq and is a predicted model, not a curated record. The transcript is spliced from 13 exons.